AUGGGUAAGAGGCGUCCAAACCAACCGCCUCGACGACCAACAAAACCAGAAGAAGUAAUGUCCACAAAGCAACAAACUAUUGAACUGAGCGAUUUAGAUCUUCCGCAGUUAGCAGAGGUUAAGAAACAACUGGAUGAAGAAUUGUCCCAUUUAACUGCUUCCUUUGGAAAAUUGAAGCAAGCACAGGCACGUUUUCAGGACUGUAUAGAUAGUUUACAUAAUAUCAAAGCAAGAACACCGGGUGAACUGCUUGAGACGGAUAAAGUGAUAGUAGAUGUUGGAACUGGAUAUUAUGCUGAAAAGACUUCAGAUGACGCCGUAAAAUUUUAUUCGGAUAAAGUCGAUUUUGUCAAAAAGAAUUUAGAUAAAUUACAGGAAACGAUUAGUACAAAACAAAGAAAUUUACAAU
Molecule: messenger RNA, 409 nt
Organism: Dentiscutata erythropus
Lineage: Eukaryota; Fungi; Glomeromycota; Glomeromycetes; Diversisporales; Gigasporaceae
Source: the annotation of a GenBank genome assembly